Molecule: messenger RNA, 1971 nt
Organism: Pyricularia grisea
Lineage: Eukaryota; Fungi; Ascomycota; Sordariomycetes; Magnaporthales; Pyriculariaceae
Exons: 4
Coding region: 158-1792 (544 amino acids)
Biological process (GO): transcription elongation by RNA polymerase II; post-transcriptional tethering of RNA polymerase II gene DNA at nuclear periphery; poly(A)+ mRNA export from nucleus
Cellular component (GO): transcription export complex 2
Molecular function (GO): double-stranded DNA binding; RNA binding
Source: RefSeq, a predicted model, not a curated record
GUUUUUUUGAUCAAUCGAACCUUGACAGAUAAAUUUCGUACUUUCCAAAUCGAUCUUGGUCAAGGACGCAUAAAUUUAGUUUCCAUUCAAUCAGCGCCUUGAAACAAAACAUCCACUCAAAAUCAAUCGCGUCAAAUGAACCAGCCAUGAGACGACCAUGGACGUCAUCGCGACAUUUCUGAAGGGCGUCAGGGAGCUGGUCGUCGCCGGCGACGGCAGUACCCUCUGCGACUGGCUAGUGGCCGAGCCGGAUUCGCCUCCCGCGUAUCACUUCAUCGGUCAGGAGCUGCGCAAAAAAUACCCAAAGGGCAGCAGCGGUCUGCAGGCUCUCGUCGAAAAGUCGCUCCCAGAAGAGGAUAAUGUGCCCGAGGGCGGCAGCACGCCAUGGCCGGGCUUCCACGCCUUCAUGACCGAGUACCUCUCGUACUGGCGGGACGUCAACUUUAACGACUUGAUGGAUAUCCACGAGCGUCUGUGCGCACUCUCAGUGUCCUGCACUUCAGCACUAAAGCAUCCCGGCCAGGGCAGCAUCAUGGUUCAGACCAGUGUCUCUUACGCGCAAUCCAUGAUCAAGCUUGUCAGCGUUCUGAAUGGUCGUCCGGACAUCACUGCCGCUCGUCGCCAGCAGAGCAGUGGAGAUGAGGGUGAGGCUCGGACUUUUAUGGACGACUCACUCGAUGUGAUCAAGGAAAUGUUCUCAAGCUGUGCCAGAGAUCGUGGCCAACUAACCCCCGGUAGCAAAAAGUCGGUCGUCUAUCUGCUCGCCAGCAUGGCCUUCCGCCUACUAUUUAUUUGCGGAAGACCAAUGAUGGCAUGGUCACUUCUGAACGGUUUGGAGCAGGCGCCGGCAUUGUCCCUAUACCCAGCCGUCCAACGCACCACGUACCUCUACUACCUCGGUCUGGUCAUGUUUCAGAGCGAUCAUUACCCCCGAGCAGCGGCUGCUCUUGACGAAGCAUAUAGGCAGCUGCCGAGGCACCUCACAAAGCAGCGCCGGUUGGUGCUCACCUUCCUGAUACCUGCCAACAUUCUCUCCGGGCGUCUCCCGUCGGAUACGUUGCUGCAGCGGCCAGAGGCACAGCAGUUGGCACCUAUUUUCCGACCCAUGGCCAUGGCCAUACGAAAGGGCAAUUUUGCGGCGUUCCAGCAGGCGCUGAAUACCCAUCAGGCCUGGCUGCUGGAGCGGAACUUACUCUUCCCGCUCAUGUAUCGUGCAAGGCCGUUGCUCUGGAGGUCGCUGACGCGGCGCGUGUUUCUGCUGACGUAUAAGCCGGUCGACGCGGGCAACGAGGCGAUGCUGCCGGCUGGGCGCAAGGCCGUCACGCUCGAUCUCAACAUGGUCCAAGCGGCAGCCGACUACAUCCAGCGCUCGCUCGAGGGUCACGUUCCCGCCAUACCACCGAGAGCCAGCACCAAACCCCCGGGACAACACACGACCAACCCGCUCUUCCUGCGCGCCGUCGCCAACAGCACGCCGCAGCCGCCCGAGUCGACGACGCUGGUCUCGGGACCCGGCGGCACGCGCAAGCUGCGCGCGUACGAGGGCCUGCUGUGGGGCAACCUGCCCGUCACGGUCGAGCACGUCGAGGUCGCCGUCAUGGGCCUGGUGGCGCAGGGUCUGAUGAACGGAUUCGUGUCGCACUCGGGCCGCAAGUUUGCCAUUCAAAACAUCAAAAAGACGGGCGGCAACGCGGCGGCCGCCGGCUGGCCACCCAAUGUGUCCGAGGUCAUUUUGCAGAGGUUGCGGGACCAGAGUGUCGAUACGGAUUGGGUGCCUGGGUGGGUUAGGUAGUUUCUGUCAUGUCCAUGGUGUUGAUUUUUAUUUUUAUAAGGAUGUGGGACAACCAAAAUAUGGGAUUCGGGUGGACGGCUUGUUUUAUAAGAACCAGUAAUACUUCUCCCUUGACUUGUCACAUCAGUCAAGGUCACGCAAAACUCGAUAGUCAGAUUUUCCCCUGGCCCGUAUGUGAA